Molecule: messenger RNA, 4164 nt
Organism: Alexandromys fortis (reed vole)
Lineage: Eukaryota; Metazoa; Chordata; Mammalia; Rodentia; Cricetidae
Gene: Il4i1
Product: interleukin 4 induced 1
Exons: 7
Coding region: 2087-4075 (662 amino acids)
Biological process (GO): amino acid catabolic process
Molecular function (GO): L-amino-acid oxidase activity
Source: RefSeq, a predicted model, not a curated record
UUGUCCCUGCCCAGUCUUGGGUCUCCCUACGCCCUCCCUCGGGACACUAGACUGAAAGACUGAAGGCUAUGCACUUCAUGAGGUCCGUCCCCGGAUCGGCCUGCUGGAAUGUGGCCUAGAUCCUCCAGCACUAGUCCUGUGGGUCAGAAGCAAGCCGUGGCAGGCGGGUGUCCCCAAAGACCUUUUCUUCCUGGAAGGCUAGUCCUGAAGCUGCCUUUCCCAAAGCCAGCAGCAGCUGAUGCCAUGACCAGACGCACACACUAAUAUCUGGGCUUGUGCCCUUGCUGCAGAACACUGAGCCUCACUUGCGCCUCUUGUUCCCUGAUCCCAUCCCCACACGCCCUGCCUUCUUCCCAAGACCCCAGCAUAACCAGGGAAGGACAGUCUGCCCCAAUGGUGGCCUAACCAUGAUUCCUAAUUUAGGCUCAAUAAUACUGCUUGGAACUAACACUAGGAUACUAGGAUUUGGGGUGUAUAUAUAUUUAGAUUGUGACCCAAGCUGGGCUUGAACCCCUGUUGAUGGGGGUGGGCUAGGAUGGCAAACACGUGUGUGCUCACACACCCUACCUGAACCUAUUCUGUCAGUUCCCUUUGCUCCCCAGACUCCCUAGGGGAAGGGGAGUUGCCCCAGUCUACUCUAGCCAGGGAUCCAAAAGCUGUUCCCGUGGGACUGGAGAGGUAUCCCAGGGGUUAAGAACACUGGCUACUCUUCCAGAGAACCAGGGUUCAAUUCCCAGGACCUCCUUAGGGGCUCACAACCAUCCAUAACUUCAGUUCCAGCUUUAAUACCAGGGAGAGCAGUGGCCACAGUGGCCCUGUCAGUCUAGCAUUCGGUACACUGAGGCAGAAGGAUCAUGGGGAAUUUGAGGACAGCUUGGAUGCAGAAUGAUGAGACUCUAUCUAAUAAAUGCCAGGCCACGAGGUGGCUGUUCCUGCCCCCAGCACCCUCAGUUCCUCUGUAGGGCUUAGACCAAGUACUGCCCUAAGCCCUGGAGUCCUACUUGACCUGGGCCUCCAGCCUACAUGGCUUUGCAGUUCUGGCCGCUUGGCCCAAGCCACAGAGCAAGCACACACCUACACCAACCACCUCCCUUUAGUGGACUCUGGACUUUCUCGUUCUGUCCCUCCCUGACUUCUCCUGAUUUCCCUGCACCUGACUGCCUCACACCCCCAGCUUUGGGUGGCACUGGUGUCAUCGUCCUCAUUGCUCAUGGCCUCCUGAAGCUUCUGGGGACAUCUCUCUGAGAUGUCCAUCCACAAUCUGCUUCCCAGCCGUUCUUAAGACGAAAAUAGCAGGGAAGGACAGGGCCACUCAGUCAUCACUACCCAGUCCUCCCCAUGUUCAGAUGCGGCAAGAGGUUCUGCCCCUGGCCAGGUGACAUGUGAAGGCCCUGGCCUGGCUUUACAUCUGCCGUACUGUGCUUUACCGUGUGACACUAUCAGGCCGAAACGGGCACCAGAAUGUGGAAGGCCCUGUCCCAAGAUCCCAGGUCCCAGACUUGGAUGUGCCCAUUUCAUAGAAUUGGAGAUAGGCAUGGAAAACUGGGGUAAGGAGGUCUGGCCUGGGAUGGGCAGGCCCAAGACAAAAGUCCAGGAGGCCUAGAGCACAGGGACCAGCACCAAUGAUGCCAUCUGGAUGGGCAGUCCCCACCCACAACUUCUGCAAAGCUGUUUGUGGUACAAAAAAAUAGACUGAGUUACUUCCUCCUGUGGCCCUCUUUACCACCACCACCACCUCCCCCAGCAUGUGGCCCCACUCCAGGAAAGCACUUUGAAUUCCCCAGGGAGGUGAGUGGGCAGGGCUGGCUGCUUUAAGAGGAGAACUCAGAGGCUCUGUUCUGCUGUCCUGUCCAAGAGUAGGUGGGAGGUGGCAGGGACUGUACCCCAGAACCUAGGACUGGGAGGCAGGAGAAGGGAGCUAGGCCAGGGCUUGAGAAAAGGGUCCCAGGAACUCUUGAUGGAUCAAGAUUAGGUCUGGAGAAACAUAUGCCCAGACCAGAGAGGAAGAAAAGAGACAGGCUGGGGGGUCCCUAGCCCCCAUCACAGUCACCCCACUUCUCCACUGACAGCAGCUGCCACUUGAGCCAUGGCUUGGCUGGCCCCACAUCAUGUGCUUGUGGCCAUUCUCCUGGGUCUGGCAGCCUCUCUGAACUGGAAGGCAGCCUCCAGCCUGAAUCCCUUCGAUAAGUGCAUGGAGGACCCUGAUUAUGAGCAGCUGCUCAAGGUGGUGACCUGGGGCCUCAAUCGGACCUUGAGGCCCCAAAGGGUGGCAGUUGUUGGUGCAGGUAUAGCCGGACUGACAGCCGCCAAGGUGCUCAGCGAUGCGGGACACAAGGUCACGGUCCUGGAGGCAGAUAAUAGGAUUGGGGGCCGCAUCCUCACCUUCCGGGAUGGGAAGACAGGCUGGAUAGGGGAGCUGGGGGCCAUGCGAAUGCCCAGCUCCCACAGGAUCCUGCACAUGCUCUGUAGGAGCCUGGGCCUCAACCUGACCCGGUUCACGCAGUAUGAUGAGAACACGUGGACCGAGGUGAAUGACGUGAGGCUGCGGAACUAUGUGGUGGAGAAGAUGCCAGAAAAGUUGGGCUACGACCUGAGCCACAGGGAGAGAGGCCGCUCCCCAGAGGACAUCUACCAGAUGGCACUCAACAAGGCCCUCAAGGACCUCAAGGCCUUGGGCUGCAAGAAAGCCAUGAAGAAGUUCAAUAGGCACACGCUGCUGGAAUACCUCCUUGGGGAGGGCAACUUGACCCGGCCGGCCGUGCAGCUCCUGGGAGACGUGAUGUCCAAGGAGGGCUUCUUCUACCUCAGCUUUGCAGAGGCUUUACGUGCCCACAGCUGCCUGAGCGACCGACUUCGGUACAGCCGCAUCGUGGGUGGCUGGGACCUGCUGCCACGUGCGCUGCUGAGCUCAUUGUCCGGGCCGGUGCUGCUGAAUGCGCCCGUGGUGGCGAUCACUCAGGGGGCGCACGAUGUGCUCGUGCACAUCGCCACUUCGGUACAGUCUCGUAGCCUGAAGGUGCUGAUGGCCGACCUGGUUCUGCUGACGGCCAGUGGGCCUGCGCUGCAGCGCAUCACCUUCACGCCACCACUGACGCGGAGGAGGCAGGAGGCACUGCGCGCGCUGCACUACGUGGCAGCCAGCAAGGUUUUCCUGAGUUUCCGCCGGCCCUUCUGGCACGAGGAGCACAUCGAGGGCGGCCACUCCAACACUGAUCACCCAUCGCGCCUUAUAUUCUAUCCGGCGCCGGGCGAGGGUUCUCUACUACUGGCCUCGUACACGUGGUCGGAUGCUGCAGCCCCUUUCGCCGGCCUGAGCACAGAACAGGCCAUGCGCCUGGCGCUCAAGGACGUGGCAGCCCUGCAUGGGCCAGUCGUGUACCGCCUGUGGGACGGCACAGGCGUAGUCAAACGCUGGGCAGAGGACCCGCACAGCCAGGGUGGCUUUGUGGUGCAGCCGCCAUUGUUUGGGCAGGGGGACGAGGACUAUGACUGGUCAUUCCCCUAUGGCCGCAUUUACUUCGCGGGUGAGCACACAGCCCUUCCACAUGGCUGGGUAGAGACUGCUGUCAAGUCCGCAUUGCGGGCAGCGGUGAAGAUCAAUAACCAUGUGUUGAGGGUGCCCAGCCCCCAGAAGCAGGAGCAUGCCAGUCUCCAGAAGCAGGAGCACACACACGCAGAAGCCAGAGAGGAUCAGGAUCAAGAGGUCAGCCCAGGUGAGCAGCAGCAGGAGGAAACCCUAGAGGGGCAGCAGUCCCAACACGAAGAGACCAGCCCGGUGAGACACGUGUUUGUGGAGGCCAUCCCUGAGUUGCGGGGACAUGUGUUCGUAGAGACCAUUCCCCAGGGGAAGGGGCAUACACACACACACAAGAAUAUCAUGCCUUCGCACAUGCAUGGGCAUGUCAUCCCUGAAGAGCACAUACACGGGGGACACAAACACGUGGGAUCUGGUCCCCAGCGGCACCGGCAUCUGCACAGAGGGGCAGGUCACACUCCGUGCAAAGGGGGAAGAAGCACCCAGUCCCCAACCCAGUCUAAUCUAGAGCAGGCCAUCUACAAUAAUAGCCCACAAUAAAAUUAUUUUUUUGUUAAACCCAGAGGCCCAGCUCCCUCCCUCCCUUUCCACUGCUCUGGUUUCCUGAAUGUAGCUGCCCUGGGCGGGUG